UCAUAGCGUGUUUCGUAUCUUAGGUACUAGCAAUGAUUAGUCGUUGUCUUCACACACUGAGCGUGUUUCGUAUCUUAGCUUCUAACAAUCACACACUCCUCGCUGCUGCUCUCCUCACUACAACCCGUUCAACUCCUCACCAGCAUAAUCACGCACGCUUUCUCCCAUCUCGAUACGGCUUCCUGCACCAAACAAGUGGUUUAGAGUGCGGGGAGGAUGACUUGAAGAUACACAGUUGGGGAAGGGCGUAUGGGCUAUAGGUGGAUUUGAUGAAUGAUGUUUUUGUGGUACUUCUUCUCGAGUUGUUAUUUACCCGAGUGGAACUAUCAUUUAUUCACAGGAUAUCACUUCAUUUGACGCCAUGCCAAUGCACAAUCCGCUCUGCUACUCCAAAAUUUCAUCUGCUAACCUCGAGAAACUCUGCAUCUUCGGAGCAAGAAGGAGUCGAGGCUGGAUGAGGGAACUUGCUGGAGGAAACUAACGUUCCUGAAACAAAUCUAGGGCACGACACUAGCCGCAGGUGGAUGAUAUCACGUUGUCCAUUGUUACAGUUGAAAUUCGACAUCAUUGAACGCAUGCAAG
This is a messenger RNA of Suillus plorans, 582 nucleotides long. RefSeq lists its product as uncharacterized. NCBI's taxonomy places the organism in Eukaryota, Fungi, Basidiomycota, Agaricomycetes, Boletales, Suillaceae. Bases 33 to 260 code for a protein of 75 amino acids. The record is from RefSeq and is a predicted model, not a curated record. The transcript has a single exon.